AUGGAACCAAAAGCUUUAGAAAUAUGUUCUUAUGACCUAAACAAUGGGCUACAAACCAGCAGGUUACAAUAUCAUCUGGCCUCAUGUAGAAAGAAAAAUCCAAAUGUAACUAGAAAGAUGGCUAAUGGCAAAUAUAAUGCUUGUCAUGUUGUCCUAAUCAAAAGGCUCAAGGAACAUGAAGCUAACUGUGUCAAUAGAAUUGCCAAUGGUGAACGUGAGCAAGGGUGA
This is a messenger RNA of Myotis lucifugus (little brown bat), 228 nucleotides long. RefSeq names its product gametocyte specific factor 1 like (gene GTSF1L). The transcript has 3 exons. Bases 1 to 228 code for a protein of 75 amino acids. The record is from RefSeq and is a predicted model, not a curated record. Lineage: Eukaryota; Metazoa; Chordata; Mammalia; Chiroptera; Vespertilionidae.